AUGUUCUCCCACGCCGCCCUCCUGCUCCUCGCCCCAGCCGCCCUCGCAGCAUCCACGCUGAACUGCCGCGCAGCAGCCAUCCGAUGCCCCAUCGUCUUCGACGGCCGCGACUUUAACUUGGCCUCCGGCGGCGGCUGGAAUCCCUACAACCCGGACUACGUCAAGGGCGCGGGCCUGCUCUGGUCCGACAUCAUCUUACUGCCCCAGGCCGCGCCGCCCUCGCGCUUCGACUCCGGCGACAACAAGCGCCCCCUCGAGGUGACCAUCUCCGACAAGAGCAUCUUCAUGAACCAGCGCGGCUUCCGGCGCGCCGGGCUGCAGUUCGCAAAGGACGCUAACACCGGCAGUCCUGCCGCCACGGGGGUCAAGACACUGCAUUUCAGCGUGAGGCAGGAUGCGGCGAGGCCGUUGAACCUGACGCAUGAAUAUCUCAACGUGUGGCAUGAGACGGCCGCGUACGACGCGAAUCAGUUCAACUUCCAGACGGGCACCAUCAUCGGCCAGACGGGGCUGCCAAAGAACACCUUCAAGCUGCUGGACCGGAACAACCAGCUCGUCUGGUCGACGCCCAUGGCGACGGAUGGCUCGUGGCAGAACUUUGCCCUGACGUUGGACUUUUCCGCAAAUACCAUCCAAGUCUGGUACUCUGCGGGAGACGCGGCGCUCGUCAAGCAGGGCGGCGCCACCUCAGCCAACCUCGCCGGCAACGGGCAGUACCAGAUUGGGAUUUUGAAGAAACCGACGGGCACUAGCGACGUGGUGAACUCGGGGUAUCAGUCGAGCAACUUGAACGAGGGCCAGAUUUACGGGGGCAUCUUCAUUGAAGACAGCGCCAAUGGCAGUGAAGCUCGCUCUCAGAGGCGCAACGCUGAUGACGCCAUUGAGCGACGCCCACAAGUCCUCACCCUCGGGACUCUCCUCGGCCUGGCGCUUGAUAUCGGCCAGCUGCGGCGCCCACCGGAACUGCUUCUCAGGAUCGGCGGGCGCGGGGCUGAAGAGCCCUCCCGUGACCCAUCGGCCGUGUGCCGUGGUCGUCAGUCUCACCGGCCGAUCUGCAAUGUCGGCGACCAUGGGGACGUUGACGCUGUACACCUCCACGUCGGGAUGCCAGUCCCGGGCAAGAUCCUCAAUCAGCCCAACGGCGCGAUCACAUGCCGCCCGGAUGACUUCAUCAGGUUGCACUUCCUUGCUGCCGAAGCUAAGAGCCACUGCCCUCCUCCCACACUGCGCAGCCUCCAUUGCGCCGCCAACGGUGCCGCUGCUCAAGGCGUACACGGUGCUCGCAUUGCGGCCGUGAUUGGGGCCCGACACGACCAGGUCAAAGUCGUCGGGCUUGAACCCCGUGUGGAACAGCCCUAUUUGGGUGCAGCUGGCAGGGAGGCCGUCUACGACAAGCCAGCGGUGGGUACGGUCCUCGGUCUCGUCGCAGCCGGGGACGUUGCACGUCUUGUCAGCAAAGGACGCCGGGCAUCUACUGGCGGCGGUCAAGGUCUUGCCAACUGCAUGGGCCUUGCCGAUCCAAGACAACGGACGGUCAGGAAGCACAACGACCGUUGUGUGGCCAGCCUCGUUCAGGGCGUUGACGAAGGGAGCGAAGUAGGGCGAGACGGACGACGGGGGCCCGUCAUCGUUGACUAA
Messenger RNA from Colletotrichum spaethianum, 1638 nucleotides. RefSeq lists its product as uncharacterized. The record is from RefSeq and is a predicted model, not a curated record. The coding region runs from base 1 to 1638 and encodes 545 amino acids. The transcript has 6 exons. Lineage: Eukaryota; Fungi; Ascomycota; Sordariomycetes; Glomerellales; Glomerellaceae.